UUAUUCCUUUCCCCACGGGUUUGGAGAGUUUACAUCUGGUGUUCAUCUCCGACAAGUAUACAAACAGAAGAGGCUUUAACAUCCGGGUAACCCAGCUCCGUGGUUCUUGCUACAGGGCUGUUGGGGAUUCGAAUACUUGUGAUACGUUACGUGAUGCCAGCGGUGUGAUACAGACCAGUAACUAUCCUGCCUCGUAUAAUCCAAACACAGACUGUAGUUACAAAAUAUUUCGACACAGCAGCGCCAUCUGCCGGUUAGAGAUCUACUUCUCGAAGUUUGACGUUGGUCAGGGUGAAAGCGAAGGUUGUGAUGGAGAUUAUCUACAAAUUCAUGGCUCCCGAUACUGCGGGAUUUUGGAUGGACAAACAGUACACGUUCCUUUUCCGAAAAAUGAGAAUGAGAUUGAUUUCCCUUUCCGAACGGAUGGAACUGCCCAGAAAUCAGGAUUUCGGUUAGAAGUGAAACAGUUGAGCCAUGGAUGUGACGAGGAACGUUCUACCAAAGAUUGCGAUAUCACCUUUACAAAAGAAACGUUCCAGAUUAUCAGCCCCGGGUACACGAAUAGGUCCUACCCUUCUAACAUAGACUGCAAAUACACAGUGAAAAAAAGCACAUUUGACGUGUGCGCUAUCGAAAUCAAGUUUAAUGCCUUUCGUUUAGAGGAAUCCGAAGAUUGUACCAAAGAUUAUUUACAAAUUGGAGACGAGAAACUUUGUGGAAAACUACCAUACGAUUCACUUCAUACCUACCAGUUUCCGGCGGAUGAGUUACUUCUUGCACUACACACAGACACCUACGCAAAUUACGCGGGAUUUUUUUUAACGGGAAGACAAGUAUCUUGUUGA
Molecule: messenger RNA, 845 nt
Organism: Limulus polyphemus (Atlantic horseshoe crab)
Lineage: Eukaryota; Metazoa; Arthropoda; Merostomata; Xiphosura; Limulidae
Product: cubilin-like
Exons: 5
Molecular function (GO): serine-type endopeptidase activity
Source: RefSeq, a predicted model, not a curated record